GUUAUAUCAUAUUCUUAUUGAUUAUCAUAGCGUCCAUCAUAGUUGGUAUAUUAAUAACUAUGUUUAAAAUACCUCAAAUCAAAUUUAAUGGGACUAUAAGGCGUCCUAAUGGUUAUUCUCAGUUUGAAAAAUCGAAUCAUUCUCUUGCAUUUAAUAUUCAUUUAGGUCUUAAUAUGAGUAUCAUCAAUGAUAAUCUAGAAAGCAUUACUUUUGAAUCCAUUAGAGCUAUUGUUUAUUACCCUAUAGAUUCUAAAAGAUCAAUAAUAGGAGCAGGUCUUAUAUUCGACUUGCACGUAAAAUCAUUUGGGACAGUCUACUUUAAUUUUCCCUGUUCAAUAAACUAUGAUCCACUAAAAGAUGAAGGAUUUAUUAUAUUGACUGAUAUUGCUACUAAAUGCGGCUUAUUAAAUGAGUUGAAAAAAGAAGAUUUAUAUGUUGAGUACGACUUGAUUUCAACUAUGAAAAUUGCAGGUAUAAGUGUAUCAUCUAUUAGUUAUCAAUCACUUUAUGUUCCCUGUCCUAUCUCUACCGUAAGUGAAUAA
Cokeromyces recurvatus is the source of this 542-nucleotide messenger RNA. RefSeq lists its product as uncharacterized. The record is from RefSeq and is a predicted model, not a curated record. The transcript has 2 exons. The coding region runs from base 60 to 542 and encodes 160 amino acids. Lineage: Eukaryota; Fungi; Mucoromycota; Mucoromycetes; Mucorales; Mucoraceae.